Actinia tenebrosa (Australian red waratah sea anemone) is the source of this 4270-nucleotide messenger RNA. Its product is annotated as IQ domain-containing protein H. Gene Ontology annotation, molecular function: protein binding. Lineage: Eukaryota; Metazoa; Cnidaria; Anthozoa; Actiniaria; Actiniidae. The record is from RefSeq and is a predicted model, not a curated record.
UAAUAAUGAUGUUAUGUCUGGUUCUUGGUUGCCUUGGAGUCAGAAAAAUGGCGGCCAAAAAAGAAAAAAAGUCAACUUUAAAGGCAAAAAUAACCUUAAUAGAACCGAAAUAAACCUUUAUCCAAGCCACAUAAGAUGUUUUCUUUAACAGAGGUCGGAGGAAAUUCAUCAGAAGUUGGAGAAAUUCUCGUGAAGGUGCAAGAUGAUUUGCGUCAUCUUAAAGAACAGCUUAAAAUCGGCACCACCCAAAUAAUAGACAUCCAAUCACUGGAAAGUGCAAUAGAGAGAACGGAACAAAGUGUUCGGGAAAAAGCAGAACAAGUGAUUCAAGCAUCCAACAACAAAGUCCUUACCCUACCGCUACUUGAUCAACCAGGUGCUAGAAAAAAAACUGACUCCAAUAGUGACAAAGCUUCCAACUCUUCAAGAAGUAAAUCUGCUAAGGAACUAAGUUACAGAGGUCUUUUAGAACCACUUGCUAUUGCUAAAGAAGGAAACAGACCAGGUCCAAAUGCUCCAGCUCCUGGACAACAGGCAAGGAACCUGAGAAACCUACAAGUAAUCAGUAACCCUGCUAAUCCAACAGCUCGUGAACUGUUAAGUGAACGAUAUGGGGUGGCUCUACCCAAUCUUGGAAGUAAAAGAGACCAACCAAAAGAGGUCCCAGGUAAGAUAGUCACAGGACCAACUGCAGACCACCUUAACACCUUACCGAAGGCCAAUAGAGUUGAUGCCUCGCGCACACCACCUCCCAUAUCUGAAGAAGAUGCAAAGAAGGGCAUAUUGAGUCUCAUAGAACGAGGGCUUAUCCCGCCUGCUGCAGAACUAACCCUGAAGCCAUCUCCUGUACGUCAUUACCAGGCUCAGCUUCAUGAACUCAACAGCCAAACCAAGGUCCGUGCAYCUCCCCCACUCGAUGUUGUAGGAGUUGGAGGCUACAAUUUAGCAGAUGUUAAGAUGGAUCCAGCUUCCAUAAAAAUAGCCAAAGAGACUUCACUGGCAGAGAAACAAAAACGAGCAAGGUCUGCCACACAACCGCCUUCAAGUGCUAUUAGUGAAGGCUGGACAGAUGGAUAUAGAAGAAGACCCUUACCACUCAAAGCUAUUGAAGGUCCAGACCAGGAGAUGCAAGGGCCUAUCCCUAGCCCUGUCAGUGACUUAAAAACUGUGCACAAAUUUGUCAUACAAAACGGGAAAACACGAGUUACAUCUGAGGAUUAUCUUGAUUUUAAACAGCACUAUUGUCUUUCAUGGGGAAGUAUUCUCACCUUAAUAAUCAAGCUUGAAGAACUAAUGACCAACUACAGUGUACCCAUCGCAUUCAUCGAUGGUGAUCGGCUUGCGGACCUUGCGCUGGUCUUUGAAUUGGAGCAACAACCCUCUUUAGAGCAUUUCUUGACAUGUAUAUUAAACGGUGAUGAUGUUGAAAAGAUAAUCAAAACACCGGGAAGGAGAUACCUCGGUCCAAGAGGAAGAGAAAUGGCGGCUAUCAAGAUCCAGUCCUCAUGGCGGAGGUAUAAAGACAGGACUGCAUAUCUUCUCUAUCGAAAACAGAAAUGGGCUGCAGGUGUUAUCGCCAUAUCAUGGAUAAUGAACUGUAAACUGUCAAUGAUUCGUAAACAACUGAAGGAGACCAGAAGAAAUCAACUGGAAAGAUUUAAGUUAAGAAACAAGAAAUUCGCAGAUGAUUGGAGUCGUAUUAAGCAGUCUAGACGAGUUAUAAUUCAUAUUCCUUCAAUGGGUUAUGCACAGCAUAUACGGGAUGGUCUCAGUGAUAUAAACAUUUUACAGAACUUACAGAUGGCAAGAUUGUGUGACAUAGCAGAUCCUAAGGUCGAGGUUAUCUAUAUCUGUCCAGUAGAAAUCAAUGAAGAAGUCUACCAAUAUUACUCGAAGUUACUGGCCAUGAAGGCAAGGCCACUGAGUAGUACACACAAACCCAGUGAAGAAGUAGAUGAUAUCGAGAAUCGAUACAAGAUCAUAGUACCAGAUGCUGUACAUAGCUUCCCAACCCACAAUCUUUGUUUGUCGUCCAUUCUGAUGUACAGCCCUCGAACCAUCAAAAGAAUCAAGAAUCUUAUUAAGGGUCGUGAUGCAUAUAUCGUACCUGGUAUCCUACAUAAAGAUGACAUCUACAUUGCUGAUCUGUUCGACAUACCCAUCAUGAGUCCUGAACCAGAAGUCGCUCAACUCUACUCAACCAAAUCAGGUUCCAAGAGGAUUUUCUUGAGCGCCAAAGUUGGGAUUCCUCCAGGACAGUUCGAUGUUUAUAGUCUACCACAGCUUCACGAAAGCUUGGCGCAGUUAGUGACCGAAAACCUGCAUGUCAAGCGAUGGCUGUUUAAGAUGGAUAACGAGUUUGAUGGCAGAGGAACAGCUUACUGUGACGUGACGCCCCAUCUAAAGUGCUACCCAUGGGCUUUAAAACAAUGUCAACGAUAUGGCGAGAAGUGGACCAAGAAAUGGGCCCAUGAACCAACGCUGAUCAAAGUAUCAGGGGAGAUACCCGAUAUCUUGACUUACCACGCCCACCCUGUCAAUAAAGAACUCUAUCCCACAUUUGAUGGCUUCUUGAGAGACUUCUUGAAACGAGGUGGUGUAAUAGAGGCUUGUCCACCGUCAGACAGUGUUACAGCUCUAAGUGUAGACGUGCUCAUUGAACCGAAUGGAAACACCUCUAUCUUGUCUAUGGGGGACCAGAUCCACUCGGCUUCUCCCUUCAUGUGUUGGGGAUAUUCUGUACCACAAGCUUCUGUUGAUCCAACUCAACUGUGUACGGCUACUGAGAAUAUCGCCUUGGCAUGUAAACUUCGUGGAGUCAUUGGACACUUCACUGUUGACUUCGUAACAUUUAUUGAUCCCAUUACGAUGCAACAGGCAUUAUGGGCAGUGGAUCUUAAACUACAGUACAGUGACAGUAUGGCUAUGACAAACAUGACUUUAUACGUGAGURGAGGAACGAUAUACUCAGACAGAUCUGCAUUCGAGGUACCUGUUAAGAGAAAACGCGAAGAGAGUGGAAGAAGACGGCGACGAAGAGUACACGAAGAAGAGGAACCGCCUCCAAAUCCAAAUCGAUACGCUAUCUUGAGCACUCAGCUACGGCACAGUAACCUAAGCGUCAUCCAUUACAGUGUCUUCUUUCAAAUGUGUCGCGCUCAUGGUAUUGGUUAUGACAUGAAGGAAAGGGCAGGAACAAUAUUCACCUUGGUGGAUAGCUCCAAGAGAGACCAUCUCGGAAUGCUCGUAAUGAGCGAUGAUCUACAGGGUUCUUUAUCAACAUUCGCUCGUAACCUCUCCGUUAUCCACCAAGAAAUCUCCGCUCCAAACAUGCAAGGAGAAAGUAACUUUCAGGCUGCAAUAGAUGACAUCGAUAACAUACUUGGCACUACGGAGGAAAAUACUCAAAACCCUCCACCAUCACGAUCGCCUCAGCUGCAGGCGCCGAGGCCCAAAGAAAUGCAGCGAAUCUUGCAAGAGCACCAACAAGAAAUGCACGCAGUGGAGAAAGAUAAGCAAGAUAUGCAGGAACAAAAGGAAAAACAGCGCCAACUGGACGAAGAAAGACAGAAAACAGCGGAAGUUGAACGCUCAAAGACGGUGCAAAGUAGCGCCCCACCCCCAUCCCCUGCGCACGAAUUAACACCAGCAGGAUCCGUGGUCGACAGUCCCAUACCACCUGAGGUUAAAAAGACUGCUAAGGACAAAACAGUUGGAGAAAACGAAAAGGACCUUAAAUCCCAGCAUUCUGAUAAUAAUUCAAAGCUAGCGCUCCAAGAAGAAGUGGAGACGAAAGAAGAAGUUACAACGGAAUUGAAUGAGGGAGUAAAUAAGGAAACAGGAGAAAAAGGAAAAAAAGGAAAGGAAGAAGCGGAAGAAGACGCGGGAAAAGACGCAAAGGAAGGGAUGACAGAAGAGACAACAGAAGAAACGAAAGACGAAAUAGAAAUAAAACCAGAAACGACAAAGGAAAUGAAGGAAGAAAUAAAAGAACAAACAAAUAAAGAUUACAUUGAAAUCUCAAAAGAAAACCCGGAAGACGAUCAAACACAGUCAACUUGACUCGAACUCCAUUAGAAAUAUUUUUAGUAAAAUAAUGUGAACUGUCAUCUCAUUUUAACCAUUAUUACGGUGUUGUAUUGAUUAAUAAGAAUUAUUAUUAUAACUAUUAAUACUAUCGAGAUUUGUAAUGUUUUUGCAUUGAAGAAUGUAUAAAAGAGUGCAACRAGAAACCCAUGUACAAAGUUUAUAAAUAAAUACUACAAACUCC